ACAGUGUUCCUUCCGAGGACAGAGCUGCUGUUAAUAACAUCGAAGUUAGCCUGUUAGCACAUUAGCACGUUACGUUUGGAUCGCCAUUUUCCGGGUUCAGAUUGACCCGGACAAGGUUUAAAUGUUGGUUUUUACUCCCACAGAAAAUGAUAAGCCGAGAUUUGACGUCAGAAGCGGUGGUCCCUCCACCAAUUCACGUCCACGUCCCAGAGACAACACCUGUCCAUGUCCAUAUGAGGAGGAGUCCUGGCUACAGUGCACAGAUGAAGACGAAUGGAGUUCAGGUAAAGGAAAAUGGAGUAAAGCCGAAGGCCAGAUCACCAUGGAUACCACCAGGAAGGCUGUCCUACAGAAGAGAUAUGGACUCCUACAAGAGUCAGGAUCAGAAAGUAAGAAUGCAGCGUGGGUCAGACAAUUCCGGCAGAGGUCAUAAAGAAGAAGAGAUGACAGAGACAAACCUCUGCCUUCUGCUCAGAGAACAGGAAGAUAAAACGAUACUGAUGACGUCAGAAGCUCAGGAUCCAUACAGAGAGCCAGAUGCCCUUCUGAGGGCUCUGGUGGAAGCAGAAAUCGAUGGCAUGGCAGUAACUAAUCAGCUUUCAGCAUUAAAAGAAACUGUCAACAGUCUGACCAAGGAAAAACGAUUUUCCAAGUGUCACACGACCCAAGUGAGUCGACAGCAAAAACUGCUGUUAGAUAAGAUAGAGAUGUUUGACAGAACCAAUCAAAACCUUCGACAACUGCUCAGAGACUGGAGUGAACAGCAGAAAGACUGGCUGCUGUCGUCACAACAUAGAAACAGUCUUAAGAAGAAACUGACUGAAAGUGAAGCUGAGAACACUCGUCUUCUGUCCAAACUCAACCACAAAGAAAAGGAGGCAUACAAACUGGCACAGCACUUGGAUUUUGAGAAGGACACUGUUAAAACAACUGAAGAACUUUCCAAAAUCUUGGAGUCAACACGGGAUCACCUGGAGUCUAAACUGCAUAGAACUGAAGUUGAAAAGUCAUGUCUGGCUGCCCAGAUUAAGAAGAUGCAUCAGGACCAGGAGCAGCAGCAGCAGGAGCUCCAGGCUCUGCAGGAGGAGCUCCUCACUCUCAGAAAGUGCAGAGACCAGGAGCAUGAGAGAGAAAGUGAGCUAAUUCGUCGUGCUGAAGAGACAAGCAGAGAACUGGCAGAAAAACUACACGAGAAGGAAGGUGAACUGGCCAAAGCUCUGAGUUCUUCCAGUGACUGGUGUCUGCGUCACUCAAGAGAAGCUGCUGCUAAAGUCAAACUGGAGGAAGAAAUUUCUACUCUUGCACUCCAGGUGAGUGAAAUGCGUGCGAAGAUUCAAACCGCCGAGGAGAGGAGCAGAGCAGAGAGGGAGGAGCUCAGAGAUCGGCUGCAUCACCUGAGUGCCGAGAAUGCCUCCACUACACUAGAGAACAACACACUCAAGGCUGAGCUGACAUCAUCUCUGGAGAAGCUGCGGGGACUUCAAUCUGAAGCUCGUGAGCUGAGGACAUCUAUCAGAAAGUAUGAAAGUCUGGUGGAGAAAUACAAGAAUAAGCUGCAGCAGAGUCGUUCGGAUGCAGACAAACGCUGCAAUGAGCUGCAGCAGAAGCAGCAGGAAGUGGAGGUGUUACAGGCUGGUCUAGACAAAGAGAGGGAGCAGGUGAGAAGAGAGAUGUUCAAUCGACUGCAGGAGCUGGAGAUCAUGCCAGACAAGCUAAGGAGGGUAGAGCUACAGCUCAGGCACUCCCAACAGGAGGCCGACGCCCACCAGAGGAGAAACCUGGAGCACAGCUCCACCCUUUCAGACCUUAGACACAAGGUGGAACAGCAGGGUUCUCAGCUGGAGAUGUCUCAGGAGCGGAACAUGUUGCUUCAGGAGGACAACAAAGUCCUCAAAGAGAAAACACGUGACUUGGAACUGAAGCUGGAGGAAAUGAAGAAGGAAAACAGAGAAAUGUCUCAGACUAUGACGUCACAGGAAUCCAGCAUUCACAGUCUUCAGCAGCAGAUGGAGGAGAGAAACCGUGAAUGCAGUGUCCUGAACAGACAACUGCAACAUGCUGUGGAUGAUGCUCAGAGACAGAUGGAUGACAAUGUGCAAAAAGUUUGGGCCAAAGAGCGAGUGUCUCAAUCCAAGGCGCUGGACCUACAAAGUCAACUGAGCCGAGCCAAAUCAGAAUUGAGUCAACUUCAGAGAAGCAAAGAGGAGAUGGAACGUCGAUUCCAGAACCAGCUACAGAACAUGAAGGAAAGACUGGAGCAGUCAGACUCUACAAACCGGACUCUUCAAAACUAUGUCCAAUUCCUGAAAGUUUCAUAUGGAAAUGUGUUUGGAGACUCUUUAGUACAGAGCUGAAAAUAGCUGACUACAGUGAGUUUGCACAUGACCUGCUGAUGAUUUGAAUGGGACAAUUUUAUAUCACCUGUAAAGAAAAAAAAUAUGUUUUUACAAUUUUUUUAUUUAUAGACAGGAGCAGUGUAGUGGAAAUGUUUUAGAAGGAAUGUUUUUUUUAAUGUUUCUAAGAUGAAAGCUACAAAACAGAAUUAUGAAACAUUUUGAUUUGCCCAAUAAAAAUAUAACUUCUUUUAAAAAAUGUUUUACUUGUUUUUAAUCAGAAAUUUUGUUCACUUGAAUAGAAAUCUCAAAUUUAUAGGAUCUUUGCAAAUUAAUUUUAAAAAUUGUUUUCAGAUUUUUUGUAACUGGUCAAUAAAUCUACAAUAUGACUUACAGUAAGAUGGUGAAUAUAACUGAUUAAAAAAAAUAACUUUUUCAGUAACUUUAUAGGUGUGAAGCACUUAGUGCUGUUAGUAAUACAACCAUUAAUUCAUUUAUUCUCAUAAUUGAAUAUACAUAAAUAUGACAUAAAUAAUUAUCCAUAAUGACUAAAAGGACAUACCAGCUUCACUUAUGUAAACUUCUGUUUAUUUUCCAAUCAGGUUUUUAAAUUUUGUUUCAAUCUAAACUUCCAAACUUUUAUUUAGUAUUGAUUCUAUUCUUACCCCCAAUGCUGUGUUCUGGAGAUGUUUAUUUGUGAAAUAAAAUAGUUAAGUCAGAUC
Cynoglossus semilaevis (tongue sole) is the source of this 3055-nucleotide messenger RNA. RefSeq names its product outer dense fiber protein 2-like. The coding region runs from base 147 to 2354 and encodes 735 amino acids. The record is from RefSeq and is a predicted model, not a curated record. Gene Ontology annotation, cellular component: centrosome. The transcript is spliced from 17 exons. Gene Ontology annotation, biological process: regulation of cilium assembly. Lineage: Eukaryota; Metazoa; Chordata; Actinopteri; Pleuronectiformes; Cynoglossidae.